Messenger RNA from Pseudo-nitzschia multistriata, 809 nucleotides. The record is from the annotation of a GenBank genome assembly. NCBI's taxonomy places the organism in Eukaryota, Bacillariophyta, Bacillariophyceae, Bacillariales, Bacillariaceae.
CCAGCAACGGAACCCGUCCACCGCAAUGCGCUACACAACUGCCACGUCCAGCCCCAUGCAGAUGAAAAUCGAGUUGCUGGCUGCCCUCGCCAAGGGAAAACCCGUUCUGUGCUUUGUCUUUAGCACCGACAAGAAACUSAGUGCCUUUGGUCGCAAUGUUCAACUGGCCGUGGAGAUGCUGGACAGCGACCAGCAAAAGAUGGUCAAAAUAUUUGUCCACGGAUGGGGCCACGACGGUCCCUUUUUGUUGGAAGCCAUCAAGUGUGCGAAGGAAGGCAAGACCAUCGACGAGGCCAUCGAGGCCUGCGAGGAUGUCGCCCAGAGAACCUACAGCAAGGUUGGGUUCAUGGACUGCGACAUGUUCCGCAAGAUGAAGGCCUGGAGGCCUGCCCUCUUCCCCGACGGAUUCGACAUCCCGGAGGGGCACCACAUGCUCUCCGGUCCACCCUCYAAAAUCCGUCCCGACGGGAUCGCGAUAGAGAAGAGAACUCAGCUCAUGAUGGCUCCGAUCGGGAUGGGCUCUUCCCGGGAAGACGCCUUCGAAAAGGCCGCRAAGCACAUCAAGGACGGUCUCGCACCCGGCCAAAAGCUAGGCAACGUUAUGAUUCCCUGCGUUGGACGCCCCGACUAYGGACACCUCAUGGUCCAAAAGAUGGAGGAAGCAGGAAUCGAAUUUACUGAGCCCCCCUACGUGUUCAACGAAGGAAUCAUAGCGGUCAUUAUGGGAUCCUGGGGAUCGAUCUAUAUCAUCUACAAGGUGGUCGAAGAAUAGGCAUCUUUGAGCACCAAAAAAAAGGCUGUAUUCAUUU